GCAAGCGCAGAACUGUUUUCGGUGGUCAGCUGACUUUAAGUGAGAUGUUUAGCUGAAGGACUUGUGAGUCUAAAACCUGUUAUUUUUCCUCCAUGCGUGUGAAUCUGCAGCGGUUUCCCUGCGUAGCACUUUGAGGAGCAAACACUGAAGCCGUUAACUUCGUUGGGACUUCCUAACGUCAGUGUCCAGGUGGACAAACCUUGGGCCAGCAGCCAUGACAGAAUUCUGGUUGAUCUCUGCUCCGGGGGAGAAGACGUGUCAGCAGACCUGGGACAAGCUCAUGCUGGCCACUACGCGUACCAAUAACCUGUCCACUAACAACAAGUUCAACAUACCUGACCUCAAGGUUGGAACACUAGAUGUGUUAGUGGGUCUGUCGGACGAGCUGGCCAAACUAGACACUUUUGUGGAAAGUGUGGUCAAGAAAGUUGCCCAGUAUAUGGCUGAUGUGCUGGAGGACAGCCGAGACAAAGUUCAGGAGAACCUACUGGCCAAUGGAGUUGACCUCGUCACCUAUAUAUCCAGAUUUCAGUGGGAUAUGGCUAAAUAUCCAAUCAAACAGUCACUGAAAAACAUCUCUGAGAUCAUCUCCAAGCAAGCGACACAGAUUGACAACGACCUGAAGGCCAGAGCGUCGGCCUACAACAACCUGAAGGGAAACUUGCAGAAUCUGGAGAGGAAAAAUGCGGGGAGCUUGUUGACCAGGAGUCUGGCUGACAUAGUGAAGAAGGAAGACUUUGUGCUGGACUCAGAGUACCUUGUUACUAUGUUGGUGGUCGUCCCAAAGACAAGUUACACUGACUGGCAGAAGACUUACGAAACGCUAGCAGAAAUGGUUGUUCCACGCUCCACUAAGCUGUUGUUCGAGGACAAUGACAGUGGUCUGUUCAGUGUCACUCUCUUCUGGAAGGUAGUUGACGAUUUCAAAUACAAGGCCAGAGAAAACAAGUUUACAGUGCGUGACUUCCAGUACAACGAAGAAGAGAUGAAGGCAGACAAAGAGGAGAUGACACGUUUGUCCACAGACAAGAAGAAACAGUUUGGGCCCUUGGUGCGAUGGUUGAAGGUGAAUUUCAGCGAGGCCUUCAUCGCGUGGAUCCACAUAAAAGCCCUGCGUGUGUUUGUUGAGUCAGUAUUGAGAUACGGUCUACCAGUCAACUUCCAGGCCAUGCUGCUUCAGCCCAACAAGAAGAACAUGAAGAAGCUGAGAGAGGUGCUGUCUGACCUGUACAAGCACCUGGACAGCAGUGCUGCAAUCAUUGACGCUUCCAUGGACAUCCCGGGGCUGAACUUGAGCCAGCAGGAGUACUACCCCUAUGUUUACUACAAGAUUGACUGCAAUCUGCUGGACUUCAAAGUCUAACUUUGCAAUUUCCAUCACAUGUUGUGGUGUUCCCAUGUGACAUGUUCAUAUUAACGAGCUUUAAUUUAUUUCACUACAGCCUCGUUUUUUUCUUUUACUUUCAUUUUCAUCUUUUCUUCCCACCCUCAUACAGUUUCUGGUACAUUCCUGUCUACAGUGAAUAAGUUGUGAGGAAAAAUCAUGAAAAACUCGUCUUUUUAGGUUCUAAGAGUUGAUUAUGUACAUUUUUUGUCAUAUUUGUACCACUCUUUAAAUGAACAGCUUCCCCAUUUCUUCUCCUCAUUGUGGUUCAUCGUUGCUUGUGUCAUAAAACAAUGUUUUAACUACUGUCAUUGUCACUCUCCCCAUCAAUGUACUUUAAAUAAACUUGAUGGGUAAACAAGUGGAAGAAAUGCGGGGAUAAAUAAAUGUAUGUUAAACAUAGUAUUUAUAUGAAGCCUUUAAAAUCAGUGAGCACAUUUCGGUUUUUGAAGGUGAUGUGUUUUUAGUUCCUUGCAAGGACGCCUGUUUACAAAUAGAUGUUUAUCAUUGUCCCCUCUCAAACUGUGAUCACUUGAAACACUGAAACUGGUCAUUUUACUGUACAAAGAAGCAACAUGAUUGCUGACACUAUGCUCUUAUGAUUUCUGUAUAGUAAAUUGAUUGAGAAACAUCAAUAUGGAUAUAUGUGAAAAAUAUAGUAUUGUUUGAAUGACUGGAAAUUCAACCACCUAUUUAAAAUAAAUGUGAAAACAAAUGCUAUAUGUUAAAGAAUGUGUAUAUAUAUAUAUUUCUCUUGUCUACCUGCAAAUGUUCAUAAUGCUUUUCAGGCUGACGAAUAUGAACUUCAUUCUACAAUCCACAGAAAAUACAAUGCACAUAAUGAACAAUAGAUAUAUAUACGGUCGUAGACAUUCUUAACUGUUUAAGUAUUAAUAAUGCUUUCAAAAAUGUAUUAUAAGUCACAGGAACUGUGACUGUUUUAUGUUUUGCUGCAGUAUUUGAAGUGCA
Messenger RNA from Cololabis saira (Pacific saury), 2353 nucleotides. It is a transcript of the gene atp6v1c1b, whose product is annotated as ATPase H+ transporting V1 subunit C1b. The record is from RefSeq and is a predicted model, not a curated record. NCBI's taxonomy places the organism in Eukaryota, Metazoa, Chordata, Actinopteri, Beloniformes, Belonidae. The transcript is spliced from 13 exons. The coding region runs from base 215 to 1363 and encodes 382 amino acids. Gene Ontology annotation, molecular function: proton-transporting ATPase activity, rotational mechanism. Gene Ontology annotation, cellular component: lysosomal membrane; vacuolar proton-transporting V-type ATPase, V1 domain. Gene Ontology annotation, biological process: proton transmembrane transport.